Molecule: messenger RNA, 5020 nt
Organism: Girardinichthys multiradiatus
Lineage: Eukaryota; Metazoa; Chordata; Actinopteri; Cyprinodontiformes; Goodeidae
Gene: ccn5
Product: cellular communication network factor 5
Exons: 5
Coding region: 161-1234 (357 amino acids)
Biological process (GO): cell adhesion; signal transduction
Cellular component (GO): extracellular matrix; extracellular region
Molecular function (GO): integrin binding; heparin binding
Source: RefSeq, a predicted model, not a curated record
AUCAGUGGCUGUUUACACAGUAGUCAGCCUGUGACAUCAGAGUCCAGACUUUAUAAAUGUCAGCAGGCAUGAGAAUGAGCCUCUAUCAGACAGCUCCACUGGCUGCACCAAUCCGUCACACAGCUUACAGCAGGAUAGACUGAGCUGCAUCAGAAACAAAAUGGACCGACUGGAUCACUGUGUGAUUACUCUGGGUGUACUGAUCCAUGUGGCUACACAGGUGAUGUGCCAGCUGUGUGACAGGCCCUGCGUUUGCCCUAAAUUUGACCCCCAGUGCCCUGUGGGAGUCCCUCUGGUGAUGGAUGGCUGUCGGUGUUGUCAGGUGUGUGCUCGGCAGCAAGGCAAGCCGUGCACAGAGAUGUUACCCUGCGACAGGCAGAAAGGACUGGAGUGUGACUUCAGUGCCAGCUUCCCUGGAGACCCUGGAGUGUGUGUCAGUGCAAAGGAUCUGAGCUGUGAGGUCAAUGGCAUCACUUACCUCGACGGGCAGUCGUUCCAGCCAUCCUGUGACUCUUACUGCCACUGUAGAGGCGGAGGGGUGAUGUGCGUACCGGCAUGUCCGCUUACUGCUCGUCUUCCCACUCCGGACUGUCCCAGCCCACAAUUCGUCCAGCUACCAGGGAAGUGCUGCAGGGAAUGGGUGUGUGAAAACCUUGAUAACACAGUCAUUCAAGAUGCUAUAACAGUUUCUGAUUUUCAUCCAGCCAUGAGACCAGGCCAGCUGUGGCCAACAAUGCCAAGAAGUAACCUCCUGAAAAAGCUGGUCUCUCCAGCCUCCACCUGUAUAGAGCAGAGCACCCAAUGGAGUGCCUGCUCCCAGAGCUGCGGGGCUGGGGUCUCCACACGGGUCUCAAACCAGAAUCCUGCCUGUAGGCUGCAAAUGGAGACUCGACUUUGUAAAGUGCGACCUUGCCAGGAUGUUCAGUCUGAGCCAAGAAGACCCACGAGGGGACAGCAUGGUUGGUGCAAGGCCAGCUACAGGUCACCAGGUCCCAUCCGGCUCUUGCAUCGGGGCUGCUACAGCACUCGAGCCUACCAGCUCCAGUACUGCGGACAGUGCACUGACUCUCGAUGCUGUACGCCACACCAAACCUCCACGGCUCAGGUGACCUUCCGCUGCCCCACAGGCAGACUGCUGCAGAGAGCUGUAAUGAUGAUCCACUCAUGUGUGUGUCACAACAACUGUCCCUAUGCAUCCUACACUAACCCUGCUCUCUGGGCACAAAGGCCCUGAUUGGUCUGUGGAAAUUCUGCCUCGCUGAGCAUAGCAGGACUUAUUUGAAGGGAUAAGUGGUGAAAAACAUCUCAAGGUUCAAGGUAAAUGAAGAUAGACAUGAAAAUGAUUUGAGGAAACUGUGACUGACCUGUACAAUGUUGAUUUAUACACAAUGAUAAACUCUGCACUCUCUCAAAAGCUUCAGGAUGCUUCAGGACCUUGUAAAGCAUUUAUUUGAUCAUCUUUAUCCUCAAAUUUAACAACCUUAGUUAUAAAUAUUAUCUUGAGGGAGUGUUUUAGAUUGUUAUCUACCGUAGAUCACUCUCCUCAGUUUGAAUGAAGAGAAAGACAUUGUUGCUAUUCACUGUUCCAUUGAACCAAUGGCUAACCAGAAGAUGCCCUGGAACAAUCUGGAUUUCUACCACCAUACAACAACUUAAAUAUCCAAACUUUCAUUAUGGUUCAUGUUAAUGCAAAGGUAUAUGUUAUUGCAGAAAACUUUAAGCCACCAUUACAUUUGCAUCACAGUGCUGCCAUACCUGAGAUUUCAGAUGAUCAGACAAAUUUUAUAACAAACAAAGAAAACUAUAAUAAUAAAAAUAAAUAGCAUUUUUUAUUUAUUAAGAGUUUAAAAGCUAUCGAAACCAACCCUAACUGAAUAAGGUAUUGUUCACCUUAAUAAAUCCCACCCCUGAUUACUGCCUGACCACCAAGGAUAAAAAAGUACGUAUAUAGAACCUGUCUGGCAACAUUAGGUAGGAAUAUAAAAAAGCUCACUAUGCUUCGAUCUACAGAAAUUUAAGAACCUAUCAAAAACAAAGUCAUUUCUCAGUCAGAAAAAGUGUACAAAGCCAUUUCUAAGGCUUUGAGACUCACGUGAACCACAGUGAAUGCCUUUGUCCACACAUGGAGAAGCAUGAAACAAUGAUAAACCUUCCCAUGAGUGGCCAGCCUACCACAAUUUCUCCACAUCAACAACUCACCCAAAAGGUAAAACAAAAAACAAAAUCUUAAUCCCUGCAGGUUUCACUUGCUACAGUUUAAGUCAUAAGAGUAAUAAGAAAAAAAAACCAAAACCACGCAGGUUUUUUUUCAAGUAUUUUUUGACUGAUGAGGCAUUUUCCCGGGUUAGUGAGCAGGACAAUGACCCAAAGCACACCAGCAGGUUCACUUGAAGGUUUUAAAGUGACGUAGUUUAAUUUGACUGAGAUGUUGUAGAAUGACCUUAAACAGGCCAUUCCUGCUCAAAAAAAACAUCCAAUGUGUCUGAAUUAAAACAAUUCAGCAAAGAAGAGCGGGCCAAAAUUUCUUUACAGUCAUGUAAAAGACUCAUUGUCAGUUAUUGCAAAUAUCACAGAUGCUGCCACCAAGGGUGGCAGAAGCAGUAAAUAGGUUUAGGGGCAAUCACAUUUUUACACGGGGCCGCUUGGUUUGGGUAGGUUUAUUACUUCAUGAAUACAAUAAUCACUUGAAAACUGCACAUUAAAUUUCCUCAGGUUUUAUUGUCUGAUAUUAAAAAUUGACUAUUUAAAACACGCAGGUGUAAUAAAAAUGCCAAAACAGAAGAAAUGUUUAAGCCAGCAAAUACUUUUCCACAGCCCCGUCAAUACAUAUCGUAUGAUGUUAUUUAAAGUGGAUGUAAUUUUUUUCACGGUGACUGUAAUUGUCACUGCCCUGCGAUGGACUGGCGAUCUGUCCAGGGUGUACCCCGCCUCUCGCCCAUAGACUGCUGGAGAUAGGCACCAGCUCCCCCGCGACCCACUAUGGAAUAAGCGGUAGAAAAUGACUGACUGACUGUAAUUGUAUUCAAGUUACGGAGCCCGCGAAGGGACAUGGGGGGAUUUUUUUUUUUCUUUUGCGUCCCCACGCAAUACUUUUUGCAUUCUCACGCAGUACUUUGUGGGAUAGUUUCCAAACCAGACAAAUGCAAAAAUGGAACAAACACUACACCUGAAAUCAACCUUAAAUAAAAGAAUAUUCAAUCAGACUUCAAUCAGACUAAUACUGCACUAAACCAUAUUUGUGACACUUUAUUAGAUUAUUGCUGCUGCACAAUGUGUACUUUUUUUUUAUUGGACCCCAUUAGUGCUUUUGUUUUUAUAGUGAGUUGAACGGUUCUUCUUAUCCCAAGCAUUUCAUUGCAUUGUUGACUGUGUGUUAGCCUGCAUACGACAAAUAAACCAUACCUAUGCCAUAUCAGUGCUGUUUGUUUUGUGAGCAGUUUCUCAUGUGUGAAGCUGUUCCAAAAUGCACAGCCUUCUCAAGGUGAUUAACAACGUUUGCGAGGGAACACAAAAGUAUUGCGUGGUAACGCAAAAUGUAUUGUGAGCAACCACAAAAGAAAAAAAUCCCCUCAUGUCCCUUUGCCGGCUCCGUACAAGUUAAUCAAAAAAACAUGAUAUAUAUUACCGUAUACCUGAAAAAAGGGCUAACCUUUGACCUAGCUUGGAUUAAGAGAUAAAACUUAUUUAAAUUGCUGAGUAGCGUCUUUUGGAGCAAAUGUAAAUAAACUGUUGUACAUGUACACUAUUUGUUCAUAGAGUAUCUCAAAGAAUAACAUUGAGCACUCACUGUAUAUUUCUGUCUUAGACAUGAACAGCAUAACCUCUAAAUGUUACUGUUUAAUUUUGCAUUUGCAGUUUGUUUUGUUGUUUUUUUUUUUGCACUUUUUAGUUUUUUGUUCAUGAUGUAAAUAUUUUCUGAACAGAUGCUUCUUGAAACAUAUAUUUUUAUAUACUGUGUCAUGGACUUUUACUCUCAAUAAAUUUUGAGUUUUUUUUUUAACAAGUUUUAAGAUUAAUUUCAGUGGAACAUAUUGCUCUAUUUUAUUUUAUUUUGAACAUUCUUUGUAAGCAUUACACUUUGACAAAAUGUUUUGGGCUUUCUUGAAGCACACAUACACACAGAACCCAGUCAUAAUUUUGGUAAUGUUUCAUAUAUGUGUUUGACUAUUUUUAUGUUACCUCCUCAUUUGCAUGAAGGCAAAUGAAGAGUUGAAGUUGAUAGGGUUUACAGAAGGUUUUUAGCCAUUCCCUGUUCAUUCACUUUCUGACAUCUAGUGGUCUAAACAAUCUACUGCAGAUGCUGUAGAUGCUAAAGAGCAUUGGACAGAACAUUUAACUUGAGAUGAAAAAUACAAGCGUGGCCAGUCUGAAUUGCAAAGAUCACUGUACAAUUUCCCAGCCAGGCACCAAGAAAAAUAUAUGUAGCUUUCUAGUUUCACCCUGUUCAGCUCCUCCUGUGUUACUUGUAGGAACAAAGAAUACUGUGUAAACUGUUACAAUUCUUUAUUUUUUUCUGGAUUUUUCUUUAAAAGCUGAAUUAUUUAUUAUCAUGUAUCUUGCAUAUAUUUUUUAAAGACACCUGGUACACCCUGGAUAGAUAGACAGUAUUUUACAGGGCAACACAAGGCACUCAGGACAGACAAUCAUGCACAGGCACUCAUUCCUAAGAGCAAUUUAAAGAGACCAAUUAACCUAAAAGUCAUGUUUUUGGACUAUGGGAGGAAGCAAGAGUAUGCAGGGAGAACCCAUGCUUGCAUGGGGAGGAAAUGUAAACUCCAUGCAGAAAGACUCUAGGCCAGGAUUCAAACCCGGGACCUUCUUGCUGCAAGGCAAAGGUGCUCCAGAACAACUAAUGAUGAGCAAGUUUAUUUCAUUAAAUUUGACAACAACUUACAAAAAAGAAAUGUUCAUCACUUAAUGCCCAAAACUGUUUGACUCCCUAAGUCCCUUUAGUUUUUGAUAGUAAAGUGUAAUUAGCACCUUAAUAAAUUCUUAGCACUCAUAGUGCUACACAGUUGCA